This is a messenger RNA of Engraulis encrasicolus (European anchovy), 945 nucleotides long. RefSeq names its product putative gustatory receptor clone PTE03. Gene Ontology annotation, biological process: detection of chemical stimulus involved in sensory perception of smell; G protein-coupled receptor signaling pathway. Lineage: Eukaryota; Metazoa; Chordata; Actinopteri; Clupeiformes; Engraulidae. Gene Ontology annotation, molecular function: odorant binding; olfactory receptor activity; G protein-coupled receptor activity. The coding region runs from base 1 to 945 and encodes 314 amino acids. Gene Ontology annotation, cellular component: membrane. The transcript has a single exon. The record is from RefSeq and is a predicted model, not a curated record.
AUGGACAAUAACACAGGACCAUCAUACUUUUAUUUCACAUUAUUUAAGGGUUAUGAAAAUGUAAGAAUUCUCUACUUUCUGUUAACAAUAUUAUCAUACUUUCUCAUCAUUCUUUUCAAUGUGACUAUCCUGCUGGUUGUAUUCAAGGACAGAUCUCUUCAUGAGCAGCCCAUGUAUCUGUUGAUGUGUUGCCUGCUAUUCAACUCUCUGUACGGCAGCUCUGCACUGUUUCCAAGACUUUCAGCUGAUCUUCUGUCAUCAAUGCAUACAAUAUCACGCACUGCAUGUUUCACACAAAUAUUUGUUAUUUACACCUAUGGGACCUCUGAAUACACUAUUUUAACUGUUAUGGCAUAUGAUAGAUAUGUGGCCAUCUGUGACCCUUUGCGAUAUCAUGACAUCAUGACACAGAGAAAGACAUUUUGGCUCGUUCUCUGUGCCUUUUCCUGGUCAGUCUUUUUCUUGACCAUUGUGGUGUACCUGUCUGCAAGGCUGCCUUUGUGUGACAGUCAGAUACCACGUGUGUACUGCUCGAAUUGGUCUGUCGUAAGACUUUCCUGCGUGUCAACAGUUAUUAAUAACAUCUGGGGAUUGUUCGCUACUUUGACCACAGUCUUUCUGCCUGCAAGUUUCAUAUUGUUCACGUACAUUAGGAUUCUGAUUGUCUGCAGAAAAAGCACAGCUGAGUUUCGAGGCAAAGCACUGCAGACAUGCCUACCGCAUAUUGUCAGUUUUGUUACCUAUUCAUGUGCAAUAUUUUCUGACAUUACACUCAGUCGUUAUGAACCGGGUCAAAUUGCAGAUGUUUUAGUUUUGAUCAUUUCCCUUGAAUUUAUUGUGAUUCCACCAUUACUAAAUCCACUGCUAUAUGGCCUGAACUUACCGGACAUCCGAAGGAGGCUUCUCAAAAUGAUUAUUUCAUUGAAAGUUGGCUUGAGUUCAUAG